GGUCAAUUUAGAGUCACCAGUUAACCUAACCUGCAUGUCUUUGGACUGUGGGGGAAACCGGAGCACCCGGAGGAAACCCAUGCGGACACGGGGAGAACAUGCAAACUCCACACAGAAAGGCCCUCGCCGGCCCCGGGGCUCGAACCCAGGACCUUCUUGCUGUGAGGCGACAGCGCUAACCACUACACCACCGUGCCGCACCAUAUAUAUAUAUAUAUAUAUAUAUAUAUAUAUAUAUAUAUAUGUUUUAAGAAAUAGUUGUUGUUUGUCAGCAAAUUGCUUUUCGCCGUUAUUAAGCAGAAACAUCAACAUAUCACAUAUUUCAUUGCACAAUGCAAUUUUUUUUUUCUCUGGAUACCUUAUAAAUACAAAACAAACUUAUUUAAUUAUAGCCUUCAGGUGUAACUAGGUACUUAAGAAUCAGAAUGAAUUAUUCUCCAAAUGUUCAAAGCACUGGAGUUUAAUUCAGCAGGUCAUGUAAUGUGCAAAAAAACAAGCGAUGUGCAGAUAUUAAAUAUAAUACAGUACAAUAAAUGCAACACCAAUACCAAGUCCACAUUCAGCACUGACUGGUAAAGAGUAGGUCAGUGCUGCUUGUGUGUCAUAAAUGGGUUGGAGAGAAGAGAAGAGAGGAGAAGAGAGGAGAGGAGAGGUGGAAAAAAAUACCGUUUACUAGAGAGCUUCUGAAACAGACAGCUUCUCAGAAUAGGAUCAGGCUCAUACAUGUACGACAAAUGCUUUCAUGAAGAACACAGCUCUGUGAUUCCUGACUUUAAGCUGGCAUACCUAAUCCUCCUUCAGCCACUGCUGGAAGGGCUGCGGUGCAUGCCACAAUGCCAGAAAUAAUACAGAAUCAGCCAGAAACUACCCAGAAACCCACACGGAGGAAAAAAAACAAAGAGACGCACAAUGCAGUCGAAAGACACCGCAAAGAGAAGAUCAAUGCUGGUAUCAAACGAAUCGGAGACCUCUUGCCUUGCUCUCAAGCCUUAAAACAGAGUAAGAAUAUGAUUCUAGGGGAAGCCCUUCGUUAUAUCACUGAGCUGAAGCAACAGAAUGAUGAACUGCUGCUCAAUGGAGGAGACAAAGUACAAGCGGAAGAGAUAAAACGCUUACGACAGCAGGUGGAGGAGUUACGAAAGGAAAGUGCUCAUUACAUUGAGCUCCUCAAAGCAAAUGGGAUCAACUUUCUGGAUGACCCCACUAUCCACUGGAAGGGCAAGCAGCGCUGUGCUAAAGUAGCCAAAAUAACACCAACUCACUUGAUGUCAAAUGGAAUAAUUGUGUACUCUAAUGAGAAUUUGGCUUGUUCAGCAAGUAAAAUGUCUGCUCCUUCAAAUCCUGUUUCUCACCUGGAUAAGCAGCCAGUCAAUGCUUUAGCCAUCCAGCCAUCUUGCAAUGUUCAAAUGGGUCCAGGUCAAGCACUUGGUGUCCCAAAUGGAACACAGAUCAAUGAAAUAACAGUCACCUCUACUACGUCUUCACACGUUCCACUAGCGACUCUUAUUCCUGCUGUGUCCAAACCCUGUAUUGCAGUGGUGGAACAGUAUGCUGCUGUGGCACCUGUUGCUCCAAAACUGCCCCCUCCUGGGAAUUAUGUUACUCUUCAAGGCAUAUGUCCCAAGCUUGCAGUCACUGCUCCUAGUCCUCAACAAAUUCAACCAGCCAAGCCGACACCAACUCUUGCAUCUUCCACCAGUUGCACAGUGCCAGUCCAACUUCAGCCUACAUUUAGUCUGUCCUCCUUGCAUCAAACCAUGGUCAAUAACACACUUGUUUCUGAUUCUUCUUCAGUGCUGUCACACAAUACCGAAAGCAUGUCUCUUGCCCAAACAUUGCCAGGCAACCCUGCUCAUCUUAGGACCAGUGCAGCUAGCAGCACGCAGACUACAUGGACAACACUACAGCUUACUGGGAACACGGUACAGCCUGUAUGUCGUGCUUUAGCCACAGAAGCCAGUAACUCUGGGCAUAACAUUCCACAACUAUCAGUAUGUCCUGUUGUGGCAAAUCCCCAAGUCCAUCCCAUUCCUCUGCAAGUGCAAACGCAAGGUCCUAUGCAACUGCAAACCCCCAAUCCAACAUGCGUCCCUGUUCGGUCUAACCCUCCCCAGUUGUUACCAGCUGUGCUCCCCUGUCCUCAAACACCUGUUGUUACUCAGGCAUCACUUUUAUCCCAGACCCCUGUGGUACUUCAUCAACCACCACUUGUACCCCAGACAGGGUUACUAACUCAGUCACAAACCGUUGUAGCUCAGCCCACAAUUUUACCCAAACCUGUUCCUCCAUCAACUCAAACUCACACAUACCCAGCCAUACAACCCAAGCCUCAAAUCCAUCAUGCUAUGCCACCUCAGCACGAAUUACAACCCUCUAUGCCAUCUCAGCCCCAGUCCCAACCAGCUGUAAUACCCCAGUCCCAGUCUGCCCUUGUGCCUCCUGUUCAGCAAACACUUGUGCCCCAGACGCAAGCCACCACACUGCCAGUACUCCAGACAAUGCAAGUUGUGCAAAUGAAUUCAGAUGGAACCCCAGUAAUCGGGUCAUCCCUGCCUCAAAAUAAUCCAAAUGUUGUAAUUUUGCAGCAGGCUAAUACAUGUCCAGCCCCACAAGUAAUUAGAGAGGAUGUGACUAACCAGGCGGCAUGCCAGCACAUUGUUAUAAUCCAGACACCAACAGUGCCGCCUACUCAACAGAACCAUCAAACUAACAUUGUGCCAUCUGCAGUUACCACUUUGGCUAAUCAAAUAACCACCUCCAGCAACCCUUGUCCCACUACUGUUCAAGCUAAACAGCUGGUUCACAUCCUUCCACGUCCUUCAGCACAGAUUCAGACACCGGCACCCCAGACUAUCACUGUGAAUGGACAGGUUUACGUCUUACAAUCAGUGAAAUCAGCAGACACUGGGAGCUCUCAGGUUAGCCAAAGUGCUACACAAAUCAUUCAACCCACCUGUGAGGAACCUAACACCAAUGUUGCAUUGAAUUGUUUGGGUGCCCUCACUAGCCUUAGCCAGAGCAUUUCACAAGUCUCCAAUCAAAGCAUUUCACAGGUUUCCAGUCAAAACAAUGUACAACUGCAAAUUACUCCACCUUCAGACACUACAGUGCAGUCUUCUCUAUCCAAGCUGGUUUCAGGAGUCAGUAUAUCUAGUGAGACUGUUAUACCCCCUGUUGUACCCGUGUCAACAUCAGUAAGUUGUGCAGUUAACAUCCUACCAAAAAAGACCAGUGUAUCCUCUGUAAACCAACCCAAACAGAGGUCGGGUAAAAGGGCCAGACCAGUCAAGAGAAAAGAAGCUAAUCUGAAGAGAAGCAUGUGUCGAAUUGCUGCAAAACCAGCAAAUAGUAUGUCAUCUCAGUCAAAUGUCGCACAAGGACAUUCCUCCACUAUAACAGAUAUUCACUUUAUGAAUUCUGCCAGUGAGGAUAUGAGCCACAAAACUAGUACUGUAAGUACAUCCUUGGCCAUCAGUGAUACUUCAGCAUGCGAUACUUCUACAGCCAUUUCUAUCAGUUCAAAUAGUAAAUUAAGUCACAGUCCUGCCAAUUCAGCAACAAUUACAACAAGUGUCACUUCCCUAGUGGACGAUGAUGUAGUUCAAAGUCAUGAAAAAAGUGUUGAUGCAUCUCCCCCAUCCUACACUAAAACAGUUGGCACCCUUAAUUCUGUUACUCCCCUUGAGGAUAGCUCGGUAGUUCAUGCCAGCAAUGAACCUGUUUUAACUAAUAAUAUUGACCUUCAGCAAAAUGAAUCAACAGUUAGUGGUUUCUCUUCUCAGUGUAGCACAUUAACUAGAGGUGUUACUUCUCCCACAAAAUCAUUGAUGAAUGAUAACUCAUCUAGUGCACGCAUUUCUCAAGAUAAAUCAACAGUGAACAAUUGUUCUACUAGUUGCAUACAAACAGAAUCAAGUCCUACUUUAGUUCAGAACAGAACCACACUCACAAGUGUCAGUUCUUCAGAAAAUAAUUUGAAGGUUUCAUCUGUUGAAACUGCACUUAUUCAACCCCAGAGCAUACUUUCAGGUACAAGUGCUAAUUCAAUAAAGAGUCUCGAAAGAGGAUCCCUUUUAGAGAAGGUUCAACAAGUUCAAACAGAGCCUGCAGUAGUUAAAGCUGCAGACGCUACACAGAUGCACACACCUUUUGUUUUGCAGUCCACAUCAUCAACUUGUUCAAAUCCAUCAGAUACAACACCACCAGUUCUACACCAGGAAUCCAGGAAUUUGAACACAUUCAGUAAGCUUCUUAAACAUUCAGAAGAUAAUAUGUCUGUAACAACUGCUAGCCAGAUUCAUUCUGUUAGUAUCAAACUUAGUCAAGCAAAUUCAAGCAAAGAGCUCAGCAGAGGUGAACAUUCAAGUGUUACCACAGAAAAUAUAUCUGAGGCAGAUUCUUUCUUGCAAAAAGAAACCGUUCUUUCACAAGAGGUAUCAACAAUGGGAAAUGAAUCCUAUGAUUCCACGCUAGUGGCAAAUAGACAGGCCGAUUCACCAACAGCAGGAGCUUCAAGUAACCGAGGUUUUUCAGUUGCAUCACUACUUCCAACAGGUCAGAAUAUUACUGCAUCUCCUAAUACAUUUGGAUCUUUUAGUUUCACCUCUGAGCAGGCAGAAAUCUUAGCAAUGGCUGCAAGAGCUAUAUUUGAGCAAGACAGCCCUGGAAGGAAGAGUGAUAACUGCAGUGGUGACAACCCAUCAAGUACAACUGCCACCAGAUGGGAACUCCCAAAAACACAACAAACCCCCAUAAUCAAAGAAAGGGUCACAAGUCAACAGUUAAAGCAGGCAAAUCAAGGUGACAUAACGGUGUCAAAGACUCCAUCAGUAGUUGAGGUUUCUGGCAUUAGUACAUCUGGUGUCCGACUUCCACUAAACACAGCUUAUUCUCAGUCACAAGCUAGUACUCUCACUAGUCUAAAUGUUAAUAAUCUCAUCAGGCCAAGCUCUGUCCAGUCUUACCCAGGGUCCCCAAACCUUGUUCAGCAAGUAUCUGUUCCAUCACCAGGGGGAGUGGCAGUUCUCGUGUCUCAGACUUCAUCUCAGGUCACCCAAAGCUGCUCUGGCACAGUACAAGUUAAUGAAUAUACACCUUUGAAAAGUGCACUCAUGAGAAAUCACAUAGGUACUGGGAUAUCUGAACGUCAUCAAAAGGAUAUGCCAAAACGCUCUGCCCAGGAGGACCUUGUUCUUCCUAUAAACAAGCGCUCAAAACCAUGCCCAGCUGGUAGUAUUGCUCGGAUAGAUGUUAAGGGGGCAGAACAUGUCCAAGCAAUGUCUGGACAAAUGCCCCCAAAUUCCUCAUCAGUUAUGACUGGGAACCAUUCUGAUGGAGGAGGUGCCCUGUUUUCAGGAAACACUUUUAUGACCACUGUGCUUCGUCAAUCUGAAGGACACUGCCCACCUCAACUGGCACCACAUGAACAAAAUCAACCUAGUGUGCUGCACCUACAACAGGCACAGAUACAGCAUGGCACACCACAAUCUGGACAGAUCCUGGGAGGAAGUCAUUACCUCAAACAUCAACACCACCAAGAACAACAGAGACACCUCUACCAACUUCAGCAUCACCUUACACAACCAGACACCCAGAUCCACAAUAUUCAACAGAGAACUUUGCUACAAGAUCAGAAUGUCCAUAAAAAGAGAGUCGUGCGAGGUGGUCAGACAGGACCUCCUGUUAAUCUGCAGAAACAGCAUCACUUGGAGAAGAAUGGUGUACAGCAUCAGCCACCACAGCAGUCUCAGCAGCACCAACAGCAAGCUCAGCAGCACCAACAGCAGCAGCAACAAUCUCAGCAGCACCAACAUCAGCAACAACCACAACACCAACAACAAAAACCACAGCAGCUGCAACAGCAGCAACAGCCACACCAACAGCAACAAAUGCAGCAACAAGGUUCACACUCAAGGCAUCAACAUCUUCAGCAACAGCUUCAGCAACAACACUUUAGUAGACAGGAAAAGAAUUGUGACGGUCAACAAGCAGGCCCCAGGGCUCAUCAGAACAACCAUUUGAGUCAGCAAGACCGCCAGCCAGGACAGGAUCAUGGAGCUAUGCAAAGGCUAAUGGGUACUCGCACUUUAGAGCAGCAACUAACUUCACAGGCUAGUAAUCCUGUUUCUCGCUCUUCAGACCUUGCUUGUACUCCAUCACGACAGGAGCGUCAUCGGCUGUCUAGUUAUUCUGCUGAGGCGCUUAUUGGGAAGACUUCAACUGCUGGUGACCAACGUAUGGGACUUCAUACAUUGCAAACUGCUCGUGGUAAUUCACAGGAUCAGCCUGAAUUACAGGGUUAUGUUGACUCCUCACAUGGCAAAGGAAAUAUUAGUCAUAAUCCUCAAGGCAGACUAGCUCAAGAACACUCGGGGGCUUCAGAAAUUCAACGGAUAUCAGAGCAUCUUCCUUUCAAGACUCUUGGUAAUGGGCUUCAAGUAAACAACUUUGAAGUGCAAGUGUCUCGCAGUGGUGAUAUGGCCAGUAAAUCUGUACCUCCAGCUCAGAGAGGUCCUCAGCCACAAACUGGAUUUAGAAUGGGGGCUGGUUCGUCUGGUGAUGGACGUAGUCGUGGUACGUAUGGGACGCAUCCUUCAGCACAGGGGCUACAGACUGGAGCAGGGUUGCCACGUGAGCAGGACUCAUGCCAUCAGAGCUUUAUGCAAAGUCUAUUGGCUCCACAUCUUCCUGAACAAACUGGGCACCAGAGGGCUGCACAAGGCUGUCCCCCAGUGAGCAUAGAUUACAACUGUGUGCCUGGAGUUUCUUCUGGGGAACUUCAGGCUAAAGUCUCAAGCCCUAACUUGCAUCCUACACAGACAGCCCCUCCCAUGCAUCUUGGGGACAACAAUAAAGGGCACAUUUCUCAGGUUAGUGGAAAUUUACAUGGUUCAUCUGUAAGAUCAGUUCUGCCCCAUCCUCCAUCAACACCCCAUAGUAGCUCAGAUACAGUCCGUGCUCAAGGCUCUUCCAGGUCACUUUCAGCUGUCAGUCAGAGAGCCCACCAUAUUGGACCAGAUCCGCAAAGUUCAAAAAUCCGCCCAGGCGAUCGACCAAGGUCUGGUAACUUGAGACCUGGGAACACAUUUGAGCCUGAAAGUCCAUUGCCACUUCCGUCAGGUGGGGGAGUACUCCUUGGGCGGCCACAGGCAGGUGGUGAAUCUCGGCGCAGAAGUAUUGUGCGUUUUAUGCCGGAUGGUGCACAGGUUGGCAGUGACAGCAACUUGGUUUCAGAUCAGCAUCUCACCCAGAACUUUGGCUUUCCUUUUAUUGGAGAGGGAGGUAUGAACCCUCCACCUCCGAUUAAUGCAAAUGCAUCUUUCAUUCCCCCAGUCACCCAGCCCAGUGCCUCGCGUACCACUGCUCUCCUUCCUGUAGAGCCUCAGAACACUCUUCCUUCUUUCUACCCCUCUUAUUCACCUGCUGCUCAUCCAAGCAUUCCAAAUGAGAUUCCUAUACAGUAUUUUCCUAACCAGAUAUUUACAAGUCCAAGUGCUGAUAAGAGUAAUACUACUCCACUGAACAACCGCUUUGGAUCUAUUCUUUCCCCACCACGUCCUGUGGGCUUUGCACAGCCAAGCUAUCCGCUGCUGACAGAUAUAACACCGAUGCCCAUUGCAAACUCCUCAGGCAUUACUCCUCAUUUAUCCAGCUUUAACCUGACUUCUCUGUUCCCUGAAAUAGCCUCAGCAAUGCCCCCUGAUGGUUCCUCAAUGCCAAUGUCCCCUUUACUGUCACUUGCAAAUACUUCCUCCUCAGACUCUAACAAACAGUCUAAUCGCCCAGCUCACAACAUCAGCCACAUUCUUGGGCACGACGGGACCUCUGCUGUUUGAAGUUGGAGUAGCAAAGAUAUUAAAUACUAGUAGUUAUUGCCUGUGAACCUGAUUUUCCUCUGAAUGGCCCAGUGGAGAGUGGACACGUGAUUAUAUACAUUUUCAUUGUGUUCUGUCAAAAUGACAUAAAUCUCUCCCUGCGUCUCCUCAGUGACAUAGACUCAGCUCUAGUGGAAGUCUCCGGCGAGGAGCGCUGAUUGUGAGGUCCCGUGCAAUCGAAAUUCUCAGGCGAGUCAGGGAGGGGAUUCCCCACCAAGGCUGCGUGCAGUGUGUUAGCAUUAGCAUGUAGCCUACAGGAAAUGAAUAGUGUGUUGGAUUAGCACUAAUCCCAUGUUUUGUAAAAUUGAAAAUGUUGUCUUGGGCCCCUCUGGGGUGUCACCAAUCCAUGUGCAAAGUAUGGAGUAUGUGCGUCCAGCCAUAUCAAUUUGUGUAGGUGAACAGACAAAGAGACCGACAGCCUUCCUUUAGUAGUACAGAUUGCCCUCAUGUCCAGUACUGUCUAGAUGUAAAUCAUGGUGUCUCUUGAAUGAAUUUACUUUACCUUUGGAAAAUAUGGUUUACUGCGAUAUGACACAUUAAAAUCUUUGCCUACAUUUCUGCUAAAAUCCUAUGCAUACAGCAGCUCCAACUUUACUCUUGUGGUUGCUAGUAAUAUGAAUAACAACUGAGGGGUCAAUACCUACAUGACUGAAGAGGUUACUACCUGACGUAAUGCCACAAUAAAUACGCUUUUUUUUUUUGAAUGGGUAUAAUCCUUCAUUAAUUAUGGUGUAUCUUGGGAAUUUCCAAGUUUUCCCCAUCUCUUAAAGAGACUAAAGAGAGAUUUUUUUUUUUUUAUUGAUUAACAGAAUAAAAGUUAAAAUAUUUUUACUUAUUUAUGGAAAAAUCUGUUUU
Neoarius graeffei (lesser salmon catfish) is the source of this 8729-nucleotide messenger RNA. Its product is annotated as basic helix-loop-helix domain-containing protein USF3. The transcript is spliced from 7 exons. NCBI's taxonomy places the organism in Eukaryota, Metazoa, Chordata, Actinopteri, Siluriformes, Ariidae. Gene Ontology annotation, molecular function: protein dimerization activity. The record is from RefSeq and is a predicted model, not a curated record. Bases 834 to 7835 code for a protein of 2333 amino acids.